This is a messenger RNA of Athalia rosae (coleseed sawfly), 4971 nucleotides long. RefSeq names its product putative zinc finger and SCAN domain-containing protein 5D. Lineage: Eukaryota; Metazoa; Arthropoda; Insecta; Hymenoptera; Athaliidae. The transcript is spliced from 3 exons. The coding region runs from base 1719 to 3455 and encodes 578 amino acids. Gene Ontology annotation, molecular function: RNA polymerase II cis-regulatory region sequence-specific DNA binding; DNA-binding transcription factor activity. Gene Ontology annotation, biological process: regulation of transcription by RNA polymerase II. The record is from RefSeq and is a predicted model, not a curated record.
UCAUAUUGGCGCGUGCGCAAAACGUUUCGAUAUUCGAUAUCUCGACUUAACCUAACUCUUGAACAAAAGACAGCAGAGAAACAAAAAAGAGAAGGAAAAAAAAAAUAAUUCGAUAGAUGCGCGCGCACGUCAGUGUCGCUUCGAGCUGCGGAGCUGGAGGUAGUCGGAAUAGGGCAGGUGUUUUUGUGUUUGUUGUCAAAAUUGUAUAAUAAUCUUGUUGAAUACGUUCGAUAAUUGGUACAAAAAUUUAUCGAUACUCCAUAGAUGUUCUUCAAGAAGUUAUCCAAAAAAGUGAUCCAUUAUUUGGCUUGCGCGCGCUGACGGUUUGGCGGCCAUCAUUAAUUCUCGAUAGAAUAUUAAUAGCAUUCAUUGAGAUAACUAUUUGUUUACCGAUUGUUUACGAUGUAGCAUGAAUACUAGUGUCUCCCAUUCAUCAAGUGAGUUUUGCGAUUAAAAAGUGGAGUGCUUCACCUCAAACGUUCGUUAGAAGAAACAAUUAAACGAAACACAAAAGUUCUAUUCGUGUGUGUCGUGAGUUGGGCAAAAUAAUUUUUUCCCUUUUUUGGCGGAAUACCAGUGGAACAAUCGAAGUGUGUGUUUAAACGAACAUUGCUACGUGCUGCGUGUAACCAACAACGGUAAGAAGUUUGGUUUUAACGUACAGCAAGCAGCAGCAGCAGGCCAGCGGCUAUGUACCGUUAGUUAAAAUUCUUCAUUCCCAUUUCCCCGUUUGUCGAGACUAACAAGUUGGGCCUACAGAGGGACAUCGUAGAGGCUUGUUGACCGCGCGGUAUAGUGUAGUGUACCGAGUUAAUUCAAAAGAAUAAACCUCCUCGACGAGCAUUCGUUAUUCAAUUAUCGAAAAUGAAUAAAAUGAGACGAUUAUCCAGGUGAUAAGAUUCGGAAUUCGCACGGCCCUGAAGGUGGUCAAGUGUUAUAUGACGUAUGCAAAGAAGCAGACACAGAAGCGAGCAGUGAACGCUUGAAAAGCGCGAGAGUCCGUCCGAAAGGCUUUAACCGCGUAGAAAUGAGAAAGUUGGUUCUGUGAAUAUCGAGAACGGGGCACAUAACGAAGGUAGUCGUGUCGCCGUUUAACUGUGCUGGACGAAGGAAGGAUUCGAACCAGUCGGUCGCGUUGCAGCAAAACCCUGGGGUAAGUAAGUAGGACGUGCGUGUGAAACGUUUUAUUCCUCUCGGGUGUCUGCAAGGAGUUGUUGUCGAACGUAGUUUCCAGUCGAGUUGGUAGUUCUCGUUGAGCGUGGCCACCGGCCAUUCAACGGCCGUCGUGCGUUCUCGCUUUACUUUAUUUUAUAGUCGUUUGAACGGAACCGAGCCGCGGUCAGUCCGGCGGAUAAUAAUCGCCAAAUUCCCGUUACAAUACAGAAACUCCUCGUUCACCGUUCUCUCUUCCCACGUCUGCUGAGUCGUCGUCAAUCCGUCGCGCCCCCGUCCCGGAGUUGGUCGAGAGCACACGUAUACGGAUAUACAUGUACAUAUUUUUUAUUUUCUCUUUAUCCUUGUGGCUCGGUCGCUCCGCUGCGGUAAACUAGACCGAGCAUGGGAACAGUGUUAUUUUAUGUGGCAAGCGACGGACGCGGUUAGAAUAUAUUAAUCCAGACGGUGAAACAAACUGCCUCCAGUCGGCGAUGUCCGUUGCGACGCGGGCGGUGUGCGUGUUAUUCUGGUGAUACGGAGACGCGAUCUGAUAACGGUUCAAAAUGAAUUUCACACCCUUUCCUGGGUUCACGACGGGGUCUUUACCCACGGGAACAGUGCACCAAUUUGCAACUGCAAAAUUUGCCCAAAAUCUAACCACCGGAGGUCAAGUUGUUGGGGUUUUGUCUGGUGGAGAAGGUGGAGUUCAUUACCUGAGACCUGUCGAUCCUAACGGAUUUGCCGUUGCUCAAGGAAGCAACAAUCAACAGCCGCAAAUCAUCAGCUUACCCAUCACUGUCCCUGGAAAAGAUGGUACCCAGCAACAGCAAACGGUGCAAAUCCAAGUUGUCAAUCCUAAUGUGACCCAGAGUGGUAAUAGCGGGGAUCAACCAAAGUAUCAUUUGGCUCCGAUAUCAUUGGGACAAUUCCCACAAGGAGCAGCUACCGUCCUGACUGUUGCCUACAGUCAGCAGGAUGCCGAUGGGGUUCAAAUUCAAGUUCAACCGCAGAAUACCAUUGCUACGACGCAAACGUCUGAUCAAACCACCCAAAGCACCGCGACGGCUGUGACAACGACGUCGCAACAAACGAUUCAACAAACCGUCCAUCUGCCUGGUGCUCCGGAAGGCCUAACUGUUGUGGCACAAAUUCCGCAGGAUUUGAUACUUAGGGAAGGACUGGAAGAAUCUAAAGAAGAUGUUAAGGAGGGUACAACUCCGGUAGCGCUUAUAAAACGAGGUACCGUCAAAAACCAGGGUAAUCAAAGCAACGAAGAAUUGAUAACUUCCAUGCCUGCCAGUUGGCAAAGCUUAGCAACACCUGGAUCCACUGUUGCAGACUAUUUGUCUAGACUGCCUGCCAGUACGCUACCCUUAAGCUUACAUUCCUUUUUGAAAUUCUCUGCGGAGACUAUCAAAAGAGAGGCGACCAUAGAAUCCAGUCCCUUGGGUGUGGAAGGAUUAGAUGUUCCAGUUACCACUGCCUCUGGAGAACAUGCAGUCCAUAUCACAGUAGCUGGAACUGACAAUGAGAUAAUUCCAGAUGUCGUCGAAGGUGCUGAACCUGGAACAAAGCCCAAGAAAAAGAAAAAAUAUAAAAAGAAGCCUCCAAAGCCAAAGAAACCUAAACCAGGUCAAGUAACUAUUGCAACUGCUUUAGACGGAACAACGUUGUUCUGCUGUCCGCAAUGUAACAUGGCGUACCCUGAAAAAGAAUUAUUAGAACAACAUCUAAUUGGACAUAAAAUUGAGAGGAGAUUUAUUUGCGAUAUGUGCGGGGCGGGAUUAAAACGUAAAGAACAUUUGGAGCGGCAUAAACUUGGACAUAGUCCGGAAAGACCAUUUAUUUGUUCGGUCUGCAUGAAGGGCUUCAAGCGAAAAGAACACCUAAAUCUACAUUUUGUGAUACACUCGGGGCAGAAAACUGAGGUGUGUACGGAGUGCGGAAAAGCCUUUUAUAGAAAGGACCAUUUACGUAAACAUGCGAGAUCGCAUCUGGCCAAGAGAGUUAAAGAGGAACCCUUGGGAACUUUGGACAAUUCUCAAAAUCAACAACAGAACCAGCAACACCAGGAGCAACACCAGGAACAACACCAGGAGCAGCACCAGGAACAGCAGCAACAACAACAGCAACAGCAACAAAAUAACGUACCAGAAUUGCAACAAAUUCAAAUCCAAGUUGGUCAAGGUUCUCAAGCCCAAAUUCAUCAAAUUUCUGUUAGUGAACAAUCUACGGUAGUUUUACCAACCGCGGCUGAAACUGGUGCCAUGGCUAUGCUGCACCAUCAACAACAGCAUUAGCAACAGCCUACCGCCCAAAAUCAAAUAGGGCGGUAUUUUCGGUUCAAUCAUCAGCAGGCCAAGGGAAGAGUAAGGCAAAAUGUACAGAAUAAUUGAAACAAUUGAGACUCUAGAUAUUAAAAAUUUUUAAAUCAGUCAUCGUUGAAGCCACGCGGUUUGUUUCUAGUCUAACAACUCACACGAAGCUUCUAAUUACAGACAGAGUUCUUAACAAGCAUUUUAUUUUCAUUCGUAGAGAGUGCUUUGUAUGAUAUUGUUAUAUCUCAGCUUCAAACAUGGGUGACUUUGUCAACAGAAAAAUUUUCACUUAGAGUCAAAACUUAUUCAAAGUUUUCAAUUCUCAGAAACACAGACGCAAUGGUAUAUGAUUUACAAACAACCAUCACUAUCGUUGGCUUGAACAAUACUGAAAAAAUAUUUUGACACAUCACAUUACGAGUAACGCAUGUUAACACAUAACUUUUAUCGUUGACGUCUUUACAAAUAAAAGUAUCGUCUGAAGUCUAUCGAAACUUGAAAUUACUUAUAAAGUCUUGACUUUAAAUUUCACUCAACGAUCAGCCAUCGAGAAGGCUCUUACACGAGAAGGUGGUCCAAUUGUAUUCUCUAGCGAGUGUCAAUUCCGACGACAUUUUUGUAGUGCAUUUAUAGCAUCAAGAUAGCCUUGCCUGGGUGUAAGCAGAAAUUGGAGAAAAUUUCUGAUAAGUGUCGUGUAACAAUAAUUUUGCAUAAAAAAUAUUCACAUAAUUAAGUUACACGUGAACUUGACAGAUCCGUAAAACAGUUAGCUGUGCAAGAUAUUAAAUGACAAAUUUCAUCCUGAUAAAAAGAAGGGUAAAAAUGACAAUGUUAUAUCACUUUUGCGACCAUGUAUUAUCAAAAUUAAGGUAACAAAAAAGUAUCUCCCACCAAUAGAAAACUCCAUCUUUAUUUAUUUAUUUUCGCACGUGUUGUUUAAUUCCUUUUCACAAAGCAAUGCAUUGUAUGAAUACCAAUGAAUUCUUUAUUUUGUAUUUUUUUUCCCCUCCUCUUCCGUUCUUUGCAAAUAUUUCUUUCUGAGGAUUGUAAACUACCAGAAAUAAAGUCCGGUUUACUAUUUGCGCGCAUGUAUCGCUGUCUCGCUAAAUAGUGUUGAACGAUACGAAAUCUCCUGAAAUAUCAUUCUUCGAAAUUUUGAUUAUCGUAUUUGAGAACAGAAAGUAAUGUAUGACAUUUUAUUAUUCGUUGAAAUGGACCGGACGUUAAUGUAAAUUAGAUUGAAAAUUAGUAUAAAUUCAUUCACUUCUUACAUAUAACAAGUAAUUAUAUUAGCGGUAAACAGAAAUGACUUGACAAAAAAGGAAGAAUAAAAAAGGUGUCGCCGGCUAAAAUUGAAUUAUUACUUAGGUAAUUCUAACGUGCAAGUAGGAUUAAAAGAUAAAAAAAAGUACAUAUAUUUUUGAAAGCGCCAUUCGGAAUUACUGAUGGUACAAAUAAUUCAAUUUAAGCGCGCAAGAAAAAAAAAUAAUGAUGAAUA